AUGGAAGGUUACAAUUACCCAGUUGAGCCAUCUUCUGAGCACCAGGAGGGACGGGACACAGUCCACCAGCCCGUGUUGAACUCUGCAAUCUGGACGAGCCAUCCAGAUAAUAUCCCACCUCGCCGUGCAAUGUCUGGCGGAGAGGGUCAAAAUUUACCACUCUAUGAUCCUAACCUGGAUGCGAGAAACCAACAGCCGUUUCCAGUUCUCUUGAGUCCCAGGGUUGACCCUUCUGCGCCAUACUCCCAACCUACAUUUUUGCCAGAGCAGGUCGUUCAGCUUUUCACAAUCCAGCAACAAAACCAACUGAUCCUUUCCCAGAUCCUAACAAGCGUAGGCGACCCUGCAUUUUCGCAAGAGCAGGUCGCUCGGCUGCUUCUGAGAAUCCAACAACAAAACGAACUGUCCCUUUUCCAAAUUCAAUCAAGCAUGGGCAACCCUGGACAGCCACAAUAUCCAAUGACUCUGCAAUCUCCCUUACAUCAGCCAUCAGUGCCCCAGAGUACCGAAAGGGAUUCAGUAAUGAAACUGCAAGCACGAAUCAAAGAACUGGAACGGGAUGUCCAAAGUCCGGAAGAUACACCCGGCCCUUCCUCGCGUCAAUGUCAAAACAAGUCGCACUGUCCGAGGCACAAGGACCCGGUUCAAGUCACUUCAAGCCCUGCCCAGGAGUCCUAUGUCUCUCAUAGAUCUCCUGCCAAUCUCGGCAGCAGGCGAAGUCCAGGCCUAAUCAAUCCGAUCUCCCCGACAGGCCCAUUGCAAAAUAAGAGACUCUCUGGCCAAGAUUCCAAAACUUCAUCGAGGAACGUGAAAGGGGAAUCUAGUUCCGAAAGGAUCCUGAUACCAAAAACCUCAGUCCAAUCUAGUCAACCCACCAGUUCCAGGAAGCGGUCCCCAAGUCCUCUUGACCCCGAAUUGCUACCCUCGACGAAGAAGACUGCUGACCGCAAAGCAGUUAAAUCGGAGAAAUCCCUUGAUGAAAUGCUGGAGAAAGUCAACAGGUACCGGGAUGAAUUGCGUUUUCUACGCAAGCACAAGAAACGUUUACUCCGGCUUGUCGUGGCCCAGUUGAGGGAGUGCCGAGCUCUUCGAUACAUGUUGAGUAAAGCGGAAGCUGAGCUCGAGAAAGACCCGGACACAGCUGAUGUCAGGUCUAUAUUGGGACCACGAAUUCCAAGCACUCAAAUUUCAGACUACUUCAAGAUGGAGACUGAUGUGGAGGAAUCAAGCGGGGAAGAAUGA
Messenger RNA from Penicillium mononematosum, 1242 nucleotides. RefSeq lists its product as uncharacterized. Bases 1 to 1242 code for a protein of 413 amino acids. The transcript has a single exon. NCBI's taxonomy places the organism in Eukaryota, Fungi, Ascomycota, Eurotiomycetes, Eurotiales, Aspergillaceae. The record is from RefSeq and is a predicted model, not a curated record.